Molecule: messenger RNA, 871 nt
Organism: Spizellomyces punctatus DAOM BR117
Lineage: Eukaryota; Fungi; Chytridiomycota; Chytridiomycetes; Spizellomycetales; Spizellomycetaceae
Exons: 3
Coding region: 131-727 (198 amino acids)
Biological process (GO): actin filament bundle assembly
Cellular component (GO): plasma membrane; actin cytoskeleton
Molecular function (GO): actin filament binding
Source: RefSeq, a predicted model, not a curated record
AUUCACUGCGUCUCUUCUGGAACAUCUAUAGAAUAAGCGAUAGGUCCGCCAUAAAAGGCAGGACCUUUCUCCACACUUCGUCUUGCAAACGAUUCAGCCUAUUUUCUUACAUACCUCACCGUCUUCAACCAUGUCUUCUCAAGUUUGCGGCAAGUGUGAUAAAACGGUGUAUGCGACCGAAAAGGUUGAAGCGGCACAAAAGUGGUAUCAUAAGGGAUGCUUCAAAUGCAACGACCCACAUUGUAAUAUUCAGUUGACUCUGAAAACGUUCCAAGUCGUCAACGAUAACGUUUGGUGCGGUAAGCACGCACCGAAGCCGAAUGCUACCUACGGUCUAGACACGGUGCAAACUCAACAUGCGCUGAGUGCCCCGAAAAAGACCACAGAAGGUUUGCACAAAAUCCAGGUCGGCACGGGAGAAAGUCCCACAUACGGGCUCGAUACUGUGCAAACACAGCACGCUCUAAGCGCUCCAAAGAAACAAGCAGAAAAUCUACACAAAGUUCAAGUUGGAACCGGCGAGCAGUACAGCUAUGGACUCAAUACACUGCAGACCCAGCAUGCGUUAAACGCUCCCAAGAAACAGGUUGAGAAUAUUGGCCAUGUGAAGAAGGGAGAUGGCUCGACUGUGCCCAGGUCGGUGAAUGACAAGCUUUCACAUAGCCAGGAGGAGUUGUACGAGGAUUCCAACGGCCAGGACUCUCUGCAGGAGGAGAUCGCAGCGUGAUUUGGUUUACUAGUAUGUUACAUAGCAGCUCUAGCUGUGACAUUCAAGAAGGCAUGAUAAAGAUGACGUGCUCUUGUUCACUCAUUCCCAGAUAGUUAAACUGUAGCGAUAAUUCUCAUAUAAUACCAAUAGUGUUUCUUGUGC